Messenger RNA from Oppiella nova, 1866 nucleotides. NCBI's taxonomy places the organism in Eukaryota, Metazoa, Arthropoda, Arachnida, Sarcoptiformes, Oppiidae. The record is from the annotation of a GenBank genome assembly.
AUGACUGUAAACGAGUGGAUGAGCGGGUCUGCGGGCACGAAGACUCACGCGUUGGCCAUCACCAGAGACUACAUAUCGCAACCACGUCUCACAUACAAGACAGUGACCGGAGUGAACGGUCCACUCGUCAUCCUCGACGACGUCAAGUUUCCCAAGUUUUCAGAGAUCGUUAAACUAGUUCUCGCCGACGGAACCGCUCGCACCGGACAAGUGCUCGAAGUGAGCGGCUCUAAGGCCGUCGUCCAGGUCUUUGAAGGCACCUCUGGUAUCGAAAGUUUCCCAAAGAUCGUUAAACUAGUUCUCGCCGACGGAACCGCUCGCACCGGACAAGUGCUCGAAGUGAGCGGCUCUAAGGCCGUCGUCCAGGUCUUUGAGGGCACCUCUGGUAUCGACGCCCGGCAUACUGUCUGCGAGUUCACAGGCGAUAUUUUGCGGACUCCAGUGUCGGAGGACAUGUUGGGCCGCAUCUUCAACGGUUCCGGUAAACCCAUAGAUCGCGGGCCACCAGUUCUGGCCGAAGACUAUCUCGACAUCCAGGGUCAGCCCAUUAAUCCCGAAUCGCGUACAUAUCCCGAGGAGAUGAUCCAAACGGGCAUUUCUGCCAUCGAUGUCAUGAAUUCUAUAGCCAGAGGACAGAAGAUCCCAAUCUUUUCGGCUGCGGGUCUUCCGCACAAUGAGAUCGCGGCGCAGAUCUGCCGACAGGGAAGUCUUGUGAAGCAUUCGGGCAGUGAUAUAGUGGACGACAACUUCGCCAUUGUAUUCGCCGCUAUGGGAGUCAAUAUGGAAACGGCGCGCUUCUUCAAACAGGACUUCGAGGAGAACGGAUCCAUGGAAAACGUGUGUCUUUUCCUCAACUUAGCCAACGACCCAACCAUUGAACGCAUUAUUACUCCGCGUCUGGCGCUGACGGCCGCCGAGUUCUUGGCCUAUCAGUGCGAGAAACACGUUCUCGUCAUUCUCACCGAUAUGUCCUCUUAUGCCGAAGCCUUACGUGAAGUGUCGGCGGCUCGUGAAGAGGUUCCCGGUAGACGUGGUUUCCCCGGAUACAUGUACACAGAUUUAGCCACCAUUUACGAAAGGGCGGGUCGUGUGGAGGGCCGCACGGGCUCUAUCACUCAAAUUCCGAUCUUAACGAUGCCUAACGAUGACAUUACUCACCCCAUCCCUGAUUUGACGGGUUAUAUCACUGAAGGACAGAUUGCUAUCGACCGACAGCUGCACAACAGACAGAUCUAUCCACCGAUUAAUGUGUUGCCGUCUUUGAGUCGUCUCAUGAAGUCUGCCAUUGGAGAGGGAAUGACACGUAAGGAUCACGCGGACGUCUCUAACCAGUUGUACGCGUGCUAUGCUAUCGGCAAAGACGUACAGGCGAUGAAAGCUGUGGUCGGAGAGGAGGCGCUCACUCCCGAAGACUUGUUGUAUUUGGAAUUCUUAGGAAAGUUUGAGAAGAACUUCAUAUCACAGGGCAAUUAUGAGAACCGAACUGUUUUUGAGUCGUUGGACAUCGGAUGGCAAUUGCUUAGGAUAUUCCCCAAAGAGAUGUUGAAACGUAUUCCUCAGUCAACUUUGGCUGAGUUCUAUCCGCGACAGACAGGCGCCGGACCCGCAGCCGUCGCUUCAAACAAAAAGCAAUAAAUUGACGAUUAAUUCCAUUAUAUUUUUAUCCAAUUAUGUGUGGGUUUAAGGAUUCCAAUACUAGUCGAGAGUUUAUUGAUUUUAAUAAUCAUUUCAUUAAUUCAAUUCCAGCCAAGAAUUCAAUAAUUAUAACGUUAUAUAUCUUUAAAUGAAUUAAAUAAUACAUGAGUAUUAAACACUUACUGAAUGUUUAGUCUGUAAUUAUGAUUAUUACAGUCUAUUGUUGUAAAC